Durusdinium trenchii is the source of this 1091-nucleotide messenger RNA. The record is from the annotation of a GenBank genome assembly. NCBI's taxonomy places the organism in Eukaryota, Dinophyceae, Suessiales, Symbiodiniaceae.
AGGAGGAGCCCCGCAAAGAUGUGCUUGUUGAAAGCAAGGGAGCCAUGGCAAAGCCAGUGUUUGUGGUGUCAGACUGCACUGGCGAGUCCGCUGAACGUACAGUGCGAUGUGCUUUGGGUCAGUUUGGCCAUUGCUUUGAGAGAAGCUGUCAAGCUGAUAUUACAAUUUUUCGGUUUGCUACAUCAACCAUGAUUCAGGAAAUUGUGCGCCAAGCAAAAGAACGCAAUGCCUUCAUCGUGUUUACGUUGGUAGACCCUGUGGCCAAUUCUUUGCUGGAGAAGCACUGUGAGGAGCAUGAUGUGACGUGCCAUGAUUUGUGGAGCCCCUUGUUGGAGAAGUUGGAAGGAUAUUUCGAUGCCAACCGCCUUGGAGUGCCAGGUCGGCGGCAGUAUGCAGAUGAGAGCUACAUGAAUCUGAUCGAGUGUAUUGAAUACACUCGACUCUUCGACGAUGGCGUGCAUCCCCAGCGCUGGGCAGAGGCCGACAUGAUGAUAGUCGGGCCUUCUCGAAGUGGUAAAACACCACUUUCUUUCUUCAUGGCACAGAGAGGGUACAAGGUGGCAAACUACCCCCUUGUUCCCGAUGAAACUCCACCAGAGGAACUCUGGACUUUUCCGCAGGAUCGUGUAUUCGCCCUGACCAUAGAGCCCAAGAAGCUAGCUGGCAUUCGCAAUGUUCGGAUGAAAUCGCUGAACAUGGGCCUGAAGUCCACCUACGGCAAGCUGAGUACUGUUAGGGAGGAAGUUGAUUGGUGCAAAAAACUUUACAGGGCCCAUCCACGAUGGACAAUCCUCGAUACCACGGAUACAGGGAUUGAGGAGAACUGCGCAGCUAUUCUCAAGCGUUUGGAUGCUGUGGGAGUAGCAGGUCGUGUUAGCAAUGCUGACAGUCCAUCCGCCAUUUGAUUGCGGAACCUUUUUGUGUCCAUAGAAUAUUUUGCUACCUUUAAUGAGUUAGAGUUAGACACAUGCCAUUACUCGCGAGGAACUCUUUAAUAGCAGCUUGCAAGCUAUGGCAAGCCUUAAAGGCUGGCGUGAUGUACCUUCCAUACCAUAGGGUGAUGGAGGAGUGCGAAGAGCUCACAUAGAAAA